CUUGCCAUUUCAAUCAUAGUGAUUUCCCCAUUGGUAAGUUUUUAUUUUCCAACUUUCCAAGUUUUAAACUUUUUGUAUAUUACCAUUAAUUUAGCCAUUGGUUAUGUUCAAUUUGUAUGGAAUUAUACAAGUUCAAUUGGAAAACUUUUAAUACUCUUUGAAAUACUUUCAGGCUCAAUAGUUUGCAAUGUCUCUGACAAUGAUGGAUGGUGCUACAUUGGUCUCUGCUACAAGACUUGCCAAUUAGAUGUCCAUUCUAUCAGUUGUCAUACUACAACAACCACUACACAGUUUCCAACAAAAAUAACAACAAUAGCACAUACAACAGAAACACCAUCCACCCCCCCAAAAUAUCCAAUUGAGAAAAACUGUGACCAUGAACAUCCUCCAAGACAGAAUGGUGACAGCUGGAAACAUAACCAGUGCACCAACGGAACAUGCGCCAACGGGAAAGUUAGUUAUGAGCAUGUACAUUGUGAGACUCCGAAGCCAAUAGCAUGUGAAAAUAACUAUCCUCCGAUCAAAGUGUAUGACGAAUCUGGAUGCUGUUUCCACUAUGAGUGUCAAUGUAUCUGCUAUGGUUGGGGAGACCCUCACUAUGUCACCUUUGAUGGAACAUACUAUGGCUUCCAAGGAAAUUGUUCUUACGUCUUGGUCAAAGAAAUCCUGCCAAAGUACAACUUCAGUGUGGUAAACGACAAUUACUAUUGUGAUGCCCCAGAUGGACUUUCCUGUCCUGAGUUUCUGACAAUUUAUUACCAAUCUUACAAGAUAUUCAUGACCAAGAAGGACGUUGAUGGAGUUUUCACAUGUCUGAUUUAUGUAAACCAGAAACGCAUCAUCCCAGCAUAUGAGACCAAGGACUUCCGCAUCACAGACAACGGAAUUGAGACCCUUUUAGUCAUACCAGCAAUUAAUACCAAGGUGUCUUUCACUGGUCUUAUGUUUAGCAUAUACCUGCCCUGGGACAAGUUCAGUGGCAACACUGAGGGACAGUGUGGUACAUGUGACAACAACCGGACAGAUGACUGCCGCUUGCAAAAUGGAACUAUCGAUUCAUCUUGUCCAGACAUGGCACACCAAUGGCAUGUUGCCAGUGCACACCACCACCACCAGAGCCAGUGCACACCACCACCACCAGAGCCAGUGCACACCACCACCACCAGAGCCGACACCAACACAACCACCAGGCUGCGAUCCACCCAUUUGUCAUCUCAUUCAAAGCAACAUGACAUCUUUUCAAGGGUCUUUGAGAGUUGCCAUAAGAUAAUCCCCUACGAGCCAUUCCUUGUGGCAUGUAUCUUUGAUGUGUGUUAUAUGGAUGAUGUUACUAUUGGCUGCACCAGCUUGCAGACCUAUGCUGAUGCAUGUGCACAAGCAGGAGUCUGUAUUGAGUCGAGAAAUUAUACAAAUGGGCAAUGUGACUUCACAUGCGAGAAACCCAAGGUUUAUAAUGCCUGCGGUCCACAAGUUGAACCAACCUGUAAUGCCUGAUACAAUUUCAAAUUCAUCCAGACUCAAAAUGAGUUCAGCGUCAUGGGAGAUAUACAAUUGGAGGGAUGCUAUUGCCCUCCUGGUACCACUUUGAUGAGUUCCAGCUCAAACUACUGUAUCCCCAGCUGUGGUAAGAAUGGUCAAAUAACAGC
Messenger RNA from Oncorhynchus tshawytscha (Chinook salmon), 1646 nucleotides. RefSeq names its product intestinal mucin-like protein. NCBI's taxonomy places the organism in Eukaryota, Metazoa, Chordata, Actinopteri, Salmoniformes, Salmonidae. The annotation marks the transcript as partial. The record is from RefSeq and is a predicted model, not a curated record. Gene Ontology annotation, cellular component: extracellular matrix. The transcript is spliced from 8 exons.